GUGCAUUCCGAUCCGCAUCUUAUCAUGAUUUCUCAGAGAUCUUGGAUCUAAUCAUUCACUAACACCCAGACUUGGUUUCAUUGCCCCUGGGUCGUCUCUUGAAUGCCAGUCGUCUCGAGGCUCAAGUUGUCAGGCUCGACUCGAGCUUUCGGGUGCUUCCCCUGCCGCGUUAAGAAAUGCCGAUGCCCUAUGCAGGAUGGUGAUCAAGUUUGCGGUAACUGUCAUGUCCACAAUUUCACUUGCGAAGGAUAUGGUGUUGAACGACGGGGCUGGACCAGGGAUCAUAGAUUCAUUACGUGGGUGAGGGAAGUUCUUAUGAAACGAAAAUGCAGAACGCGACCAAAAAAAGUUCUGCACACUGGCACUCCCAACUCCACAGGUGGUCAAUUGGAAGAUGUUCUACCGGGGGGAAAACAUGCUGACACCGCUCCAACGCAUGUUCGGUUUGAUGCGGAGGUCGAUUCCUCUGCAAACAAUUCGGUCACCUCGUCCCAAAUUGCCCUACCUUGCCCUAUGGAACACAAUGUCGUCCCGGGCGUUGGCCCAAAUAUCCCCCCGUACCCUAACGUCAUAUCCCAGAGGGAGCAUCUUCCCCAAUACCAGGCCAUGGGAGGAUACCACCCCCAACUCACCGGCGAUCCAUCGCUCUCCCCCUGCAAUGGGACCAUGCUAUCCGCGUCCGAUGUUGGGAGCGCCAUAACAUCAUGUAUCCCCCACACGCACCACGUGGGCUAUGAUGGAGUACAGCACGAGCAGAGCAAUCACCACCAACAGAUUAUUUCCCAAAGUACAUCGCCUGGUCACCAAUAUCUUGGUGAACUGGUGUAUCAUAUUCUCAAGAUGAUGUUUCCUUCACAAGACCCGACGGGGGAUCAGGUCCGCACUGCGAUGGACAUAAUUUGGAGGGUUAGCCAAGGCGACUUGCCACAGCAGAUCAUGGGAUAAUUCCACGUUCCUCUGUGCCCCUCAAUUUGGUGCAAUAGGGCGUGGCCUGUUCAGGAGGUGAUUAGGACAAACAGCUUCGUGGCGUGUUUCUUGCGCAACGUUGUGUACCGAUCACAUGUAGCGGCCUAGACCUCUAGAAAAUCUCCAAUCCGAGCGAUUUACAUUAAUUGUGGUGUUUCCCAUAUGCAGCAUGUACAGCUUCGAGCCCUCUUGU
Messenger RNA from Cantharellus anzutake, 1159 nucleotides. RefSeq lists its product as uncharacterized. The record is from RefSeq and is a predicted model, not a curated record. NCBI's taxonomy places the organism in Eukaryota, Fungi, Basidiomycota, Agaricomycetes, Cantharellales, Hydnaceae. The transcript is spliced from 4 exons. Bases 103 to 945 code for a protein of 280 amino acids. Gene Ontology annotation, biological process: regulation of DNA-templated transcription. Gene Ontology annotation, molecular function: DNA-binding transcription factor activity, RNA polymerase II-specific; zinc ion binding.